AACUACUCUCCAACUGUUCUCUUCUUCCAAACAUCAAACCAUUCCUCAAUUUCUAGAAAGCAGUCAGCUAAAGAUCACUCAACUACAUUCCCUCUUUGCGCACCUUUCUUCUCCGCAAUCAUGGGAGCUUCUUCAUGCUUAAGCUCAUCUGCCGUCGCCUUGUUCACUGGUGAUCGGCAUCGCCAAAAGAACAGGAACCCUUCUUUGCUGCCUUCGAGGAGGAGAGGCAUCAGAGUCAUCUGCUGCGCCAGCAAUGACAGUGUCAAGAGUUCAAGGAGCUGCACCGAACUGGUAGCUGAAAGGUUACCGAUGCCGAUGUUGGCAGAAGACGAUACCAUUUUUGCGUCGAACGGAAUGAUGAGUUUCGUGCCGUACAAGGAGACAAACGGCACCAAAGUGGAUUCCACCCGAGGGAUUGGGAUCGCCGGAUUCCUCGAGGGGAAGCAGUUGCUGGUGACUGGUGCAACUGGUUUCCUCGCUAAAGUUCUUGUCGAGAAGAUCUUGAGGAUCGCACCGGACGUGGGAAAGAUCUAUGUCCUUAUCAAGGCAGACGACAAGGAAGCGGCCGUCAAACGACUGGAGUUUGAAAUAAUAAACACAGAACUCUUCAGAUGCCUGCGAGAGAUCCACGGAAAGGACUACCGUGAGUUCAUGUCAAGCAAACUUGUUCCGGUGAUAGGCAACAUCAGGGAAGCCAACGUAGGAAUCGAACCAGAGUUAGCUGAUGAGAUCUCGAAAGAAGUUGAUGUCAUCAUAAAUUCAGCAGCCAACACUGCUUUCGAUGAGAGGUACGACGUUGCCCUGGACACAAACACCAUAGGGCCAUUCAGGCUCAUGAGCUUUGCGAGGAGGUGCGAGAAGCUCAAGCUCUUUUUACAUGUAUCAACAGCAUACGUGAAUGGGCAAAGACAAGGUAGGAUACUCGAGAAGCCAUUUGGCAUGGGGGACACCAUAAAGAGGGAGACAUCUCCAGAAUUUUCAGCAAAAGCUACACCCAUUUUGGAUAUCGAAUCUGAGAUCAGGUUAGCUUUUUCUUGGGCAAAGACUUCUUGGGAUGCUCCCCUAGUUCAGAAGAUGAAAGACUUGGGACUAGAAAGGGCAAAGAUCCAUGGAUGGCAAGAUAGCUAUGUGUUCACGAAGGCCAUGGGGGAGAUGGCGAUCAACUGCAUGCGAGGAGACAUACCGGUCGUCACCAUCAGGCCCAGCAUUAUCGAGAGCACUUACUCGGAACCUUUCCCUGGGUGGAUGGAAGGAAGCAGAAUGAUGGAUCCAGUAGUUCUACAGUAUGGCAAAGGACAGCUCACUGGCUUUCUCGCUGAUCCAAAUGCAGUUCUCGAUGUUGUACCGGCGGACAUGGUGGUGAGCGCAAUGGUGGCAGCAAUGGCGAAACAUGGGUCGACAUCCAACCCUGGAAUGCAUAUUUACCAGAUCACUUCAUCUGUGGUGAACCCACUGGUGAUCCAAGACCUGGCUAAGCUCAUCUUUCAGCACUUCUCAGCCUUUCCUUGCAUCGAUGCCAAGGGGAGACCGAUCGCGGUUUCACCAAUCAAAUUCUUCGACGACGCGAACGAGUUCUCCGCCUACGUUUCUACCGACGCUGUUCGGAGGAACGAACGACUCGCGGCUGCCAUCUCGAACGAGAAGAUCUCUCGGAGUCUGAAGAGUUUUUGCUUGAGAUCAGUCGAACAAGCCAAGCACUUAGCCAAAAUAUAUGAGCCAUACACGUUCUACGGCGGAAGGUUCGACAACAAGAACACUCAAGAGCUGAUGGUGGAGAUGUCCGAGGAGGAGAGGAGGAGCUUUGGGUUUGAUGUUGGAAGCAUUGAUUGGGAACACUACAUCUCCGAUGUCCAUGUUCCUGGACUGAGAAGACAUGUGAUGAAGGGAAGAGGCAGAUCCACCGAACCCCAACUUGGUGCCAUUCCAUAAAAUCUGUGUUGUGGAGCUAUGUAUGGUUUUCUUAGUGACAAGAUGAUGUUUCCUUACUCGCGCUUAAUCUCAAUGCAACCACCAUGAU
Molecule: messenger RNA, 2017 nt
Organism: Musa acuminata AAA Group (dessert banana)
Lineage: Eukaryota; Viridiplantae; Streptophyta; Magnoliopsida; Zingiberales; Musaceae
Product: fatty acyl-CoA reductase 2, chloroplastic
Exons: 9
Coding region: 121-1929 (602 amino acids)
Biological process (GO): long-chain fatty-acyl-CoA metabolic process; suberin biosynthetic process
Cellular component (GO): intracellular membrane-bounded organelle
Molecular function (GO): alcohol-forming very long-chain fatty acyl-CoA reductase (NADP+) activity
Source: RefSeq, a predicted model, not a curated record